UUUUCUAUGGAGUGUCGAGGGGGACUGAAAUAGUGCGGCUCCUCGCGCAUCAACCGGUCACAGACUGCACUGUAGAUUCCGGAGAAGUCCGAAAAAUGUUUCGUUCACGUCUAAGACAAGAGCUCCGGCUAGGUGACGCAGUUUUGCGUUUUCAGCGCUACAAAUCGGACACUGCGCGACCUUCCUUCACUCGCGAGCAGCAAAGUCAGGUGCUGUCGCUCCUGAAUAGCGGGUCCGAAAAAGAAUUGAAGAAAUACGUUGGCUUAAAGAAACUAAAACUUCUCAUGGACUAUCGGGAAAAAUUCGGCGCAUUCGACACCCUUGACAGCUUACUCGACAUGGAAGGUGUUCGCUCCACAGACUUCGACAAGCUCUGCACGAAGAUUUUGAUGUCGACAGAUAAAUCCCUGAUGAUUUUGAAAGGCAUCAGCCCGAAGCUUACUGAGAAGCGUCUCAAGGGAAUCAAGAUCGUUGCUUCAGUCGAUGUCGAUGCCUUCUUCGGGACGUACGUCACAAUGGACCUAGACGCCAAAGUAAUCGGAUGGGGCAGCUUCGUCCACUCGGAUGAGAGCGAUCGGAAAACGAAGAUCGGUCUAUAUGAAAUCUACACCAAAGCCGUGACCAUCUACGAGAAACUUCCAUCAGCCGACAUCUUCCUAAUGGAGAGCAAAUCCGAGAGACCGAAUGCUGCUUCGGUUUCAGAGAAAGAGCUGCAAACCAUGCUUUACACCAUGCUGAGUUUCGGCGAGCCGGAUCAGCCGAAAGUUGCUCAAAUCGCGGGGUUAGCCUUUUCGAACUAUUACAACCUCACCAUGGGAUCCGACCAAGUAUCGUGUCAAGAAACUUUUUUGAAGCUGGUCGACGACGCCAGAAUCACGUUGUCCGAUGAGCUCGGAACUCAUUACAAGCGACAAAAUGGCGUAUCUAGAGAAUUCUUGGCCCUCAACACGCUCCGGUGCUUAGCGUUUUUGAAGGCCACGAGAAUCUUGCGGAUGCGGAAGUCGUGA
Molecule: messenger RNA, 1007 nt
Organism: Galendromus occidentalis (western predatory mite)
Lineage: Eukaryota; Metazoa; Arthropoda; Arachnida; Mesostigmata; Phytoseiidae
Exons: 3
Coding region: 96-1007 (303 amino acids)
Biological process (GO): mitochondrial transcription; transcription elongation by mitochondrial RNA polymerase
Cellular component (GO): mitochondrial nucleoid
Molecular function (GO): DNA polymerase processivity factor activity
Source: RefSeq, a predicted model, not a curated record